UGGGAGAUUAUGCUUCUACUUGGGUAGGUAUCGCACGCACUCAGGCCUAGCCACCGUGUACCGAGUGCUCAGCUGAGGUGUCCUACCCUGCGUAGAUCGAGGGUCGUUCAUCGUCCGGCGGCUUCCCUUUAAUGGCUCUUAUCACGUCGUGUCACUGGAGACGAGGAAGAUCGCGUUCGAGGCCUCGCGAAUGCCUGGUGGUCUCGAGAGCUUAGCGCGGUACGACAUACCGGCUCCGUUUCGCGAGGAGGUCUCCAGGCGUGAUGGCGGCAAGUGUAUAUUCACAAGAUGUACGGCUAUGGAUAGCGGUCCCGUGGACGUGCGUUGGAUAUACCCUCCAGGGAUGGCGCGCUACAUCACAACGCUCAGCGCGGAAAGGCCGUUCUUCCCGCGAACCGAAGGUUUCCAAAAUCCUGACAACCUCAUGAGCGUGCGGGAUGACAUCUAUAAAUUGUGGCAUGCGAAUGCGUUCAGCGUUGACGUUGAUCACGAGAACCGAAUCCGCAUCUUCGACGAAACAGCGAUGCACGCCGGCCUACCUGCUCAUCUCGAAGUAAUUCCGAAAGGUUCUGCCUCACACACCUUCCGCGAGCAUUUUCGCCACACGUUAUGCGUUCACUUCAUCGGCGGGGACAUUCAGACCGACUACGACCCUCAAACGGUCAAUGCAUAUCUUGUGGAGAACGGUCUUGACGAGGAGGGUACUCUCGAUGACUUUGAUCCCUCAGAUGAGAUAUUCCAGACGAUCAUUGGGAGAGAAGUCCUGGAGUGCGUGAUUGCGGAAAGGCUGAGGCGGCGAUGUGAGGAUACGGACGAUGGGGACGAUGGAGACCACUCGGAGUAGCAUAAAAGCGUUGGGUAUCUGUAGUAGUACGCUCUUCUGUAUCAGGAACAUCCAGCCCGAUACGCAGACGACAUGUUCUAGCACCCGACAAUUCCAAGGAUACACCGUAGUUGAGUCCAGGUUUCAGAAUAGACAUGAAUCAAGGGGAAUGGAUCGGUGUGUCGAGGCUGUUCAAACAAGUGGGUAUAUGCACGACGUGUGAGAUGCAUG
Messenger RNA from Fomitopsis serialis, 1054 nucleotides. RefSeq lists its product as uncharacterized. The transcript is spliced from 5 exons. The record is from RefSeq and is a predicted model, not a curated record. The coding region runs from base 299 to 844 and encodes 181 amino acids. Lineage: Eukaryota; Fungi; Basidiomycota; Agaricomycetes; Polyporales; Fomitopsidaceae.